Molecule: messenger RNA, 537 nt
Organism: Morchella importuna
Lineage: Eukaryota; Fungi; Ascomycota; Pezizomycetes; Pezizales; Morchellaceae
Exons: 1
Coding region: 1-537 (178 amino acids)
Source: RefSeq, a predicted model, not a curated record
AUGAAGAGAAGACUAGAAGGGGAAGUCCAAGAAGAUGCGGUACUGAUAUCACCGAAAAAACCAAGGAUUGGGCUCACGGAAGAAGAAAUAAGGGCGCUUGGUAGAGCUAUGAAACAGGAGGUAACAGGGGGUACAUACAGAUUGUUAGCGUGGGACGGUAUCACUAGAAAAUAUGAGAAGGAUGGGGCGAAAAUAGAAAUAGAAGAAGAUAAAUAUAAAAGAGUAGAUGAAGAGAAUAAAGAGAGAGAGGACGAAACUGAGGAGGAGGAAGCCGAGGGAGAAAGGGAGGAGGAGAGUGCUAAGUGGAAGAAGGCUAGUGAAGCUUUGAAGGCGGGGGUGGAAGCGGGGGCUGGAGAGACGAAAAUAAAGGCACAGGUGGUAGAAGAAGGGAAAGAAGAGCAGAAGGGUGAACUAAUGCUGAUCCAAAUAGAAGAGGAACCAGGAAAGGAUGGAUCCACUCCCAUGCCAGGCAGCUCAUCUUUAGCCGAUUUUUCAUCGGAAGAAGAGUCUCCAGUAACUACGUCGGCAACAUCUUGA